This is a messenger RNA of Lachancea nothofagi CBS 11611, 944 nucleotides long. The record is from the annotation of a GenBank genome assembly. Lineage: Eukaryota; Fungi; Ascomycota; Saccharomycetes; Saccharomycetales; Saccharomycetaceae.
GCGAUGGGAAGAGAGAGUCGCGUGCAGAAAAAUACUGCCCCAUUAGCUUUCUUUGUUCAUUUCGCCGACAGAUUUGUUGACAGAUCAUGUGAAUUUGCUGUUGGCUGGACCUGUCUUGUUUGCCAGUGCUCCAAUAUUUGUUUGAGAUUACCGCAGUCUGUUUGGUUGUUGAGUACUGGACAGACAAGAUCCCCAAAGCUGCUUUGAUAUCGAUCUUGAUUAUUCUCUGUGGCUUUUUGAAUCUCUAUUCUGUAAUCUUUUUUGGGGAGGGCGAGUUUUACCUUUCGAUUGGCAAAGUCGUUUUAGCCAUUGAUUUAAUCAUAUUCACGAUAGUGACAAUGUCAGGCGGAAACCCUCAGCAAAAAGUUCUUAACUGGGACAAUCCGGGUGCCUUCGCUGAAUAUCUUACGCCGGGUUCGUCUGGCAGAUUUAAUGGGUUCAGGGCAGGCAUAAUAUUUGCUUUAAACGUAUUCCGGGGUGUUAAUUACUUGGGCAAUGCUGCAAGCGAAGCUAUGAACCCAAGAAAGUGAUUCCGUCUGCAUUCAAGAAGGCUUUUAGCAGACUGGUCAUCUUUUACAUCGGUGGUGCGAUAUGUGUGGGCAUUUAAUGAUCCGAAAAUGAUCAAGGCCAUCAGCGAGGGUGCAGCGGGUGCUGGAGCUUUGCCUUACGUCUCUGCAAUGAAUACAAUGGGUAUCAAAUCACUACCCCAUAUUGUCGACGUCCUGUUGUUGUUUUCCAUCAUAUCAGCUGGAAAUUCUUCUUUGUACUCAUCAUCGAGAGUGUUGCAGCGCUUGGCACUAGAGAAUCAAGCACCUGCCUUUUUGAAGAAGGUAACGAAGAGUAGAGUGCUACCUUUUUGCUGUAUAAUUAUUUUUAGUUAUCAGCGGGUUGUCACCUACUUUCUGUCUCCAACAGCACUAAUAAGGGUCAAACCUGGUUUUUGA